CACAAUCCAGUCCCCAUGAUGAGGGCGAUGGUUGGGGGUUGAGGUCCACCUCCACGGAGACACACUGCUGCGCCCCCGCCUCACUCUGGCACUAUAAAAAGUCUGCUCAUGCUCAAGUUUUCAGUCUCUUCCGAGCUCCACCAGACUGCCAUCAUGAAAUUUGUGACUCUUGCUCUUGCCCUUCUGCUGGCCGUCGGCUCGCAGGCCGUCCCCCUGCAAGCUGAUGCACCUGCACCAUCAAUGCUGGAGCAUGCACGGGGUGUUCUAGAUUUAUACAUGACUCAGGGGAAACAAAGUCUCCUCAAUGCCAUAAAUCAGAUUGAGGACGUCCCUGCCAGGACUAGAAUGACUGAAACUGUUGAGUCUGCAUUCGUAAAGAUCAAGGCAGCUCAGGGAGUUGUCGCCCCCAUGACUGACACCGUUGUUGGUGGCGUCAUGGCUGCCACAGAUGAAUUCCGUCAAAGAGUCAAUACUGAUGUUGAGGCCCUGAAAACGGAACUUGUGCCCCUUCGCGAAAAUCUGAGGACUGUUGUCGAGAAACACAUUGCUGAAUACAAAGCAGCAUACCUCCCCGUCCUGCAAGAAUACAUGGACAAGCACCCUACUGAAUUUGCAGACUUGAAGACAAAGUUGGAGGACAUCAUGGGGCAGAUGCAAGAAAAAGUGAAAGCCAAUGUGGAGGAGACCAAGAGUGCCAUGAUCCCCAUUGUGGAGACUGUGAGAGGAAAGGUUAGUGGCUGGUUGCUCCAGGUAAAAGAAAUGGCUGAUCCCUACGUUCAGGAAUAUAGGGAGAAGUUGAGGGAAACAGCCACACAGGUGCAAAACGUCACCCCUGAGGAAAUAGCUGACCUGAACAAGAGGCUUGAACCACUGGCCAAGGAAGCCUCUGAAAAGGUCCAAACCAUGGCUAUGGAAAUCUACAACACCUUUAACAAGGCUUAAAUCCUCUCCACCCUGUUCCUGUACCUCACCUCACCUGUCCAAGAUCCAUUCCACCGUCCUCUCCAUUCCAACUUUCCUCACAGAUCCUCCCAAAAUGAAGCCGAAGCCUAAUCGAUGCACUUCCUUGCAACAAAAUGGCGGGACUCUUGCUCUCUCUCUACCAAGCAAACAUCUCACAUUGUUCACACAUGUAGGCAUACGCAGACACAUACAUGCUCACACAUGCUUCAAUCUUUGUAUGCCAGGGCAACCUGCUUACAUUUUGAGUAGGAAACGUAUGUGAAAUACCACCAAGUGCCUAAAUCUCUGUGUAAUGAUGCUUGUCUGAUGAAAAACAGAUCAAUAAACAUCUGACUGUUAAUACAACAUAA
Messenger RNA from Notolabrus celidotus (New Zealand spotty), 1313 nucleotides. Its product is annotated as apolipoprotein A-I-like. Gene Ontology annotation, molecular function: lipid binding. NCBI's taxonomy places the organism in Eukaryota, Metazoa, Chordata, Actinopteri, Labriformes, Labridae. Gene Ontology annotation, biological process: lipoprotein metabolic process; lipid transport. Gene Ontology annotation, cellular component: extracellular region. The transcript has 4 exons. Bases 109 to 942 code for a protein of 277 amino acids. The record is from RefSeq and is a predicted model, not a curated record.